ACUUUUCUUGCAAAAAUAAUAAUAGAAAUAAGGAGGUGGUGGGGUUUCCAAAACAAAAAUCGUAACCUUUAACCAUCUGGGGAAGGCAAAAAUCCCAUCCACCGCAACUCUCAGUUCGAAAGUAAAGUUAACUCAUUGGACUUCCUUUCUGCUUUGCCCUGGUUAUACUGCACACAAUCAGGAUAUCAUGCAGACCAUCUCAACCACCAGGGAAGCCCAAGAAUACUGGAGUGGGUAGCCUAUCCUUCUCCAGGUGAUCUUCCCGAUCCAAGAAUCAAGCCAGCGUCUCCUGCACUGUAGGUGGAUUCUUUACCAGCUGAGCUACCAGGGAAGCCCAAGCCUUAUUAUAGAUUUCUCAACAGUGAUGUCACAAGAUUGACCACAUUGAUCACAAUAUGGAGUCUGGAGAACGGUUACCAUCCUCAACAGCCUCCUCUACUACACCAACUUCAUCCUCUAUACCUUCUGUGGCUUCAUCAGUUUCAAAAGGCGGCCUUUCCACUGGAGCUGCUUCACUUAGCUCUACAAUCAACCCAUGUGGACAUUUAUUCAGAGCAGCUGGGGAUCAACCGUUUAACCUGUCCACAGUGUCGAGUGCCUUCCCAAUGGUCAGCCACCCAGUCUUUGGUCUACAUUCAGCCAGCUCAGGGCAUUCAGAAUUUGGUGGUUUGGGGACACUUGGUACACCCACAGCCUUAGCCGCCCAUCCCCAACUAGCAUCUUUUCCAGGUGCAGAAUGGUGGCGAACGACAGAUGUUCAUACACGUGCAGGGGCAACCUUCUUUCCACCGUUACUGGGAAUUCCACCACUGUUUGCUCCUCCAGCCCAGAAUCAUGAUUCUUCUUCAUUCCAUUCAAGAACUUCUGGAAAAAGUAAUCGAAAUGGUCCUGAAAAAGGUGUAAAUGGAUCAAUAAAUGGAAACAGUACAUCAUCUGUAUCUGGUAUCAACACAUCUGUACUGUCCACUACUGCUUCAAGUUCUGUGGGACAAACUAAAAGUAUAAGCUCAGGUGGAGGAAACAGAAAAUGUAAUCAGGAACAAAACAAAACCCAGCCUUUGGAUGCUAGAGCUGACAAAAUCAAAGAUAAGAAGCCAAGGAAGAAAGCUAUGGAAAGUUCUAGCAACAGUGAUAGUGAUUCAGGCACGUCAUCAGACACGUCAAGUGAAGGCAUUAGUAGUAGUGAUUCAGAUGACCUAGAGGAAGAUGAAGAAGAAGAUCAAAGUAUUGAAGAAAGUGAAGAUGAUGAUUCUGAUUCAGAGACUGAAGCACAGCAGAAAAGUAACAACCAGGUGCUAUUACAUGGUGUUUCAGACCCAAAAGCAGAAGGACAGAAAGCAACUGAAAAAGCCCAGGAAAAAAGAAUUCACCAGCCAUUACCUCUUGUGUCUGAAUCCCAGACUCACUCAUCAUUCCAAUCCCAGCAGAAGCAGCCUCAGGUUUUGUCACAGCAGCUUCCAUUUAUUUUCCAAAGCUCUCAGGCAAAGGAGGAAUCUGUGAACAAACACACAAGUGUAAUACAGUCUACGGGAUUGGUGUCCAAUGUGAAACCUUUAUCUUUGGUAAAUCAAGCCAAAAAGGAAACUUACAUGAAACUCAUAGUUCCUUCUCCUGAUGUACUUAAAGCAGGGAAUAAAAAUACCUCUGAAGAAUCUAGUUCUUUGACCAGUGAAUUGCGUUCCAAACGGGAACAAUAUAAACAGACAUUCCCAGCUCAGUUAAAGAAACAGGAGUCAUCUAAGAGCCUAAAGAAGGUUAUUGCAGCUUUGUCAAAUCCAAAACCAACCUCUAGUUCACCAGCACAUCCAAAACAAACAUUAGAAAACAGCAACCCUAAUCCAUUCUUGACAAAUGCACUUUUAGGUAAUCACCAACCAAAUGGAGUUAUUCAAAGUGUCAUUCAAGAAGCUCCUCUGGCACUUACUACCAAAACUAAAAUGCAGAGUAAGAUUAAUGAAAACAUUGCUGCUGCAAGUAGCACCCCUUUUUCCUCACCUGUAAAUCUGAGUACAAGUGGAAGAAGAGCCCCUGGCAAUCAGACCACUGUCAUCCCCUCUCCCUCUCCCAUACUGCAUAGUCAAGGGAAGGAAAAAGCGGUUAGCAACAAUGUAAACACAGUCAAAACGCAGCAUCACUCUCAUCCUGCAAAGUCUUUAGUGGAGCAGUUUAGAGGAACAGAUUCAGACAUUCUUAGUAGCAAAGAUUCUGAAGAUUCCAAUGAGGAUGAAGAGGAAGACGAUGAAGAAGAUGAGGAAGAUGAUGAAGAUGAUGACUCUGAUGACAGCCAAUCAGAAUCAGAUAGUAAUUCAGAAUCAGAUACAGAAGGAUCAGAAGAUGAUGAUGAUGAUGAUAAAGACCAAGAUGAAUCAGAUAGUGAUACUGAAGGAGAGAAAACUUCAAUGAAACUGAAUAAAACAGCUUCCUCUGUCAAAAGCCCUUCCAUCAGUCUCACAGCUCACUCAACACCUCGUAACCUCCACAUAGCAAAAGCCCCAGGCUCUGCUCCUGCUGCCUUAUGUUCUGAAUCCCAGUCACCUGCUUUUCUUGGCACACCUUCUUCCACACUUACUUCAAGUCCACACUCUGGCACUUCCAAAAGGAGAAGAGUAACAGAUGAACGUGAACUGCGUAUUCCUUUGGAAUAUGGCUGGCAGAGAGAGACAAGAAUAAGAAACUUUGGAGGGCGCCUUCAAGGAGAAGUAGCAUAUUAUGCUCCAUGUGGAAAGAAACUUAGGCAGUACCCUGAAGUAAUAAAGUAUCUCAGCAGAAAUGGAAUAAUGGAUAUCUCAAGGGACAAUUUCAGCUUCAGUGCAAAAAUAAGAGUGGGUGACUUCUAUGAAGCCAGAGAUGGACCGCAGGGAAUGCAGUGGUGUCUUUUGAAAGAAGAGGAUGUCAUUCCCCGUAUCAGGGCAAUGGAAGGUCGUAGAGGAAGACCACCAAAUCCAGAUAGACAGCGAGCAAGAGAGGAAUCCAGGAUGAGACGUCGGAAAGGUCGGCCUCCAAAUGUUGGCAGCACUGAAUUUCUAGAUAACACAGAUGCCAAAUUGCUAAGAAAACUGCAAGCUCAGGAAAUAGCCAGGCAAGCAGCACAAAUAAAGCUUUUGAGAAAACUGCAAAAGCAGGAACAGGCUCGGGUUGCCAAAGAAGCUAAAAAACAACAAGCAAUAAUUGCUGCUGAGGAGAAGCGAAAGCAAAAAGAACAGAUAAAGAUUAUGAAACAACAGGAAAAAAUUAAGAGAAUACAACAAAUCAGAAUGGAAAAAGAGCUUCGAGCCCAGCAAAUUCUAGAGGCAAAAAAGAAAAAGAAGGAAGAAGCAGCAAAUGCCAAAUUAUUGGAGGCCGAGAAACGAAUAAAGGAAAAAGAAAUGAGAAGACAGCAAGCUGUUCUUCUAAAGCAUCAGGAGUUGGAGAGGCAUAGACUAGAUAUGGAACGAGAGAGAAGGCGACAACAUAUGAUGCUUAUGAAAGCUAUGGAAGCUCGUAAAAAGGCAGAAGAAAAAGAACGAUUGAAGCAAGAAAAACGUGAUGAGAAAAGAUUAAAUAAAGAACGUAAACUAGAGCAACGAAGAUUAGAAUUAGAAAUGGCAAAGGAACUAAAGAAGCCUAAUGAAGACAUGUGCUUAGCAGACCAAAAGCCUUUGCCAGAGUUGCCUCGUAUUCCAGGACUUGUUCUCUCUGGAAGUACAUUUUCAGACUGUCUCAUGGUGGUGCAGUUCUUACGAAACUUUGGUAAAGUUUUGGGCUUUGAUGUGAAUAUUGAUGUUCCAAACCUGAGUGUUCUUCAAGAGGGAUUGCUAAAUAUAGGGGACAGCAUGGGUGAAGUACAAGACUUGCUUGUGAGGCUCCUCUCAGCUGCUGUAUGUGAUCCAGGUCUAAUUACAGGAUACAAGGCAAAAACAGCUCUUGGAGAACAUUUGCUGAAUGUUGGUGUGAAUCGAGACAAUGUUUCCGAGAUUUUGCAGAUUUUUAUGGAAGCACACUGUGGGCAGACUGAACUUACUGAAAGCCUGAAGACUAAAGCUUUUCAGGCUCACACUCCAGCACAGAAAGCCUCAGUUCUGGCUUUCCUGAUCAAUGAACUGGCAUGCAGCAAGAGUGUGGUGAGUGAAAUCGACAAGAACAUUGAUUAUAUGUCAAACUUAAGGAGAGAUAAAUGGGUGGUAGAAGGUAAACUCCGCAAGCUCAGAAUCAUUCAUGCUAAGAAAACAGGCAAAAGAGACACUUCAGGUGGCAUUGAUCUUGGAGAAGAACAGCAUCCAUUGGGCACACCCACUCCAGGACGAAAAAGGAGGAGGAAGGGAGGAGACAGUGACUAUGAUGAUGACGACGACGAUGAUAGUGAUGACCAAGCUGAUGAAGAUGAUGAAGAUGAAGAAGAUAAAGAAGACAAAAAAGGAAAGAAGACUGAGAUCUGUGAAGAUGAGGAUGAAGGUGACCAAGCAGCAAGUGUGGAAGAGCUAGAAAAACAGAUUGAAAAACUGAGUAAACAACAGAGUCAGUACAGAAGGAAGCUCUUUGACGCUUCUCACUCUUUACGUUCGAUGAUGUUUGGCCAGGAUCGUUACAGACGCCGGUACUGGAUUCUUCCCCAGUGUGGGGGGAUUUUUGUAGAAGGCAUGGAGAGUGGUGAAGGACUAGAAGAAAUUGCAAAAGAAAGAGAAAAACUAAAAAAGGCAAAAAGUAUCCAAAUCAAAGAAGAAAUAUUCGAGACUUCUGAGGACACUUUAAAUUGUUCAAAUCCAGAUCACUGUGAGCAAAAGGAAGAUACUAAAGAAAAAGAUAACACAAAUCUGUUUCUUCAGAAACCUGGCUCUUUUUCAAAAUUAAGCAAACUUUUAGAAGUAGCUAAGAUGCCUCCUGAGUCAGAUGUAAUGACCCCCAAACCAAAUAGUAGUGCAAAUGGAUGCACAUUGUCAUAUCAAAACAGUGGAAAACAUUCAUUGGGCAGCAUUCAAUCAACAGCAACACAAAGCAACAUGGAAAAGACAGACUCUAAUAAUCUGUUCAAUACCAGUUCAGGUGGUCCAGGGAAGUUCUGUAGUCCUCUCCCCAAUGACCAGUUGUUAAAGACAUUAACUGAAAAGAAUAGGCAGUGGUUUAGCCUUUUGCCAAGGACACCUUGUGAUGACACAUCACUUACCCAUGCCGGUGUGUCAACUGCUUCUUUAGUGACCCCUCAGUCUCAGCCACUAUCUAAGUCACCCUCACCCACCCCAGGUCCUCUUCUUGGAUCAUCUGCUCAGAAUCCCGUUGGCCUCAAUCCAUUUGCUUUAUCGCCUCUUCAGGUGAAAAGUGGAGUGUCUAUGAUGGGACUCCAGUUUUGUGGGUGGCCUGCUGGCGUGCUUACUUCCAAUAUUCCAUUUACAUCACCUUUACCUAAUCUGGGAUCAGGGUUGGGAUUGUCAGAAGGAAAUAGUAAUACAUUCGUGACUCCUAAUGUUGCAGCAAGUAAAAGUGAAUCUCCAGUACCACAGAAUGAAAAAGUCUCUUCAGCUCAACCUGCAGUUGUUGAAGUAGCAAAACCAGUAGAUUUUCCUAGUCCAAAACCCAUUCCAGAAGAAAUGCAGUUUGGUUGGUGGAGAAUUAUUGACCCAGAGGACCUAAAAGCUUUGCUCAAAGUGCUCCAUCUCAGAGGGAUAAGAGAAAAGGCAUUACAAAAGCAAAUUCAGAAACACUUGGAUUAUAUUACUCAAGCUUGCAUUAAGAAUAAGGAUGUUGCCAUUAUUGAAUUAAAUGAAAAUGAAGAAAACCAGGUAACUCGAGACAUUGUGGAGAACUGGUCAAUAGAAGAACAAGCAAUGGAAAUGGAUUUGAAUAUUCUUCAACAGGUAGAAGAUCUAGAAAGGAGAGUUGCAUCAGCAAGUUUGCAAGUGAAGGGUUGGAUGUGUCCAGAACCUGCAUCAGAAAGGGAGGACUUGGUAUAUUUUGAACAUAAGUCAUUUUCUAAAUUGUGCAAGGAGCAUGAUGGAGAAUUUACUGGCGAAGAAGAAAGCAGUGCACAUGCACUGGAACGGAAGAGUGACAACCCCCUAGAUAUAGCUGUAACCAGGCUGGCUGAUUUGGAGCGGAACAUUGAAAGAAGGUAUCUGAAGAGCCCCUUAAGUACCACCAUUCAGAUCAAACUGGAUAAUGUGGGCACAGUUACUGUCCCUGCUCCUGCACCAUCCAUUAGUGGUGAUGGUGACGGAAUUGAAGAGGAUAUUGCUCCAGGGCUCAGGGUAUGGAGAAGGGCAUUAUCAGAAGCUCGCAGUGCUGCACAGGUAGCUCUGUGCAUUCAGCAGUUACAGAAAUCAAUAGCAUGGGAAAAAUCAAUUAUGAAAGUUUACUGCCAGAUCUGUCGAAAGGGAGACAAUGAAGAACUGCUCCUCCUUUGUGAUGGCUGUGACAAAGGCUGUCAUACAUACUGCCAUAGACCCAAGAUUACAACUAUACCAGAUGGGGAUUGGUUUUGUCCAGCUUGCAUUGCUAAGGCAAGUGGUCAAACCCUAAAAAUCAAAAAACUUCAUGUCAAAGGAAAAAAGAGUGAGUCAAAGAAAGGCAAGAAAGUGACUUUACCAGGGGAUACUGAAGAUGAAGACUCUGCGUCAACAAGCAGUUCACUGAAAAGAGGAGUCAAAGACCUGAAGAAAAGAAAACUGGAGGAGAGCAAUUCUAUUAACUCAUCAAAGCAAGAAAGUUUUACUUCUGUUAAGAAACCUAAAAGAGAUGACUCCAAGGACCUAGCUCUUUGCAGUAUGAUCCUUACUGAAAUGGAAACUCAUGAGGAUGCAUGGCCUUUUCUACUUCCUGUAAACUUGAAACUUGUUCCUGGUUAUAAGAAAGUUAUUAAGAAGCCUAUGGAUUUUUCUACAAUUAGAGAGAAAUUAAGUAGUGGACAGUAUCCAAACCUUGAAACUUUUGCUCUAGAUGUCAGGCUUGUUUUUGACAACUGUGAAACAUUUAAUGAAGAUGAUUCUGAUAUAGGCAGAGCUGGCCACAGUAUGAGAAAGUAUUUUGAAAAAAAGUGGACAGAUACUUUCAAAGUGAGCUGAAGUUACAAUAAUCUUUUCUUUUUUUUCCCUUUUAAAUAAGGACGAAUGAGACCAGCAAUGUGAACUGUAUUUACACACAUGUGCAAGGCACAUACAUAAUGACUUUUUUUCCCUUAAAAUAAGUAUCACGAAAAAAAAAGUAUCAGAAGAAUGAUACCAUUUUUAAAGGCUUCACUCCUACAACAACCAAGGCCUUUGGUUAUGGGUUUGUGUGAUUUAUCAGCUAAUUUAGGUAGAACAGGGAAGCACACCCAAAGAAUUUUCAAAGGAAAGGGUGUUAUAGUGCAAUAGCAAUUAAAAUAUAUCAAAUCGCACUGAAUAUUCAACACCAGAGCUCUAACAUGGGAAAUGGUUCUUUCCCUCUCAAUAAAUAUCUAUUUUUCAUUUUUUUA
Dama dama (fallow deer) is the source of this 7423-nucleotide messenger RNA. RefSeq names its product bromodomain adjacent to zinc finger domain 2B (gene BAZ2B). The record is from RefSeq and is a predicted model, not a curated record. Gene Ontology annotation, molecular function: DNA binding; protein binding. NCBI's taxonomy places the organism in Eukaryota, Metazoa, Chordata, Mammalia, Artiodactyla, Cervidae. The transcript has 40 exons. Bases 396 to 7031 code for a protein of 2211 amino acids.